Messenger RNA from Eupeodes corollae, 459 nucleotides. RefSeq lists its product as uncharacterized. The transcript has a single exon. The record is from RefSeq and is a predicted model, not a curated record. The coding region runs from base 1 to 459 and encodes 152 amino acids. Lineage: Eukaryota; Metazoa; Arthropoda; Insecta; Diptera; Syrphidae.
AUGAAUCGGUUUAUAAUUUUUGCUGUACUGGCUAUCUUGGCCUUUGUUCAAGCUGACAUUGGAAACCAACAAGAAGACCACCAUCGAGUUAGGAGACAAUUUGGAAAUGGAGGUUUUGGAAAUGGAGGCUUUGGAAAUAGUGGUGGACUAGGAGGUGGUCGAGGUGGUGGAUUUGGAGGAGGUCUCGGUGGAGGACGAGGAGGAGGAUUUGGAGGCAACAGUGGUUUGGGAGGUUUUGGUGGCCAAAAUGGAGGUUUCGGUGGUCAAAAUGGAGGAUUCGGUGGCCAAAAUGGAGGUUUUGGUGGUGGCCGCGGAGGAGGUGGUUUCGGUGGACGAGGAGGUGGUUUCGGUGGCCCAGGAGGUGGUUUCGGCAGUCAAGGAGGUGGUUUCGGUAGCCAAGGAGGUGGUUUUGGAGGCCGUCCAGGAGGUUUUGGAAACCAAGGAGGAUUCCUUGGAUAA